AUAUGGUAUGAAGUCGCUCGGUUUGUCUAAAUCAUUAUGCAAAGGACUGUAGUAUAACCACUCCACGCUCCCAACAACUCAACAUGACGGAAUAUGACUAUCUUUUCAAGGUUGUUCUAAUUGGCGACUCUGGAGUCGCUCACUGUAACCUUCUGUCUCGAUUCACUCGGAAUGAAUUCAACAUGGAGUCCAAAUCAACAAUCGGUGUCGAGUUCGCGACCCGCUCGAUCAAUGUCGACGCCAAGACGGUGAAAGCGCAGAUAUGGGAUACUGCAGGUCAAGAGCGUUACCGCGCGAUCACCUCUGCGUACUACCGCGGUGCUGUUGGUGCUUUGUUGGUGUACGAUAUCGCUAAGCACGCAACGUACGUCAACGUAACGCGGUGGUUGAAAGAGCUCCGGGAUCAUGCAGACUCCAACAUCGUUAUAAUGCUGGUUGGGAAUAAGAGUGACUUAAAGCACUUGAGGGCUGUUCCUACCGAGGAGGCAAAGUCUUUUGCAGCGGAGAACGAACUUUCGUUUAUCGAGACUUCGGCUCUGGACGCAUCAAAUGUCGAGUCCGCUUUCCAAACCAUCUUAACAGAUAUCUACCGGAUCGUCUCGAGCAAGUCGCUUGAGCAGUCUGCUGACCCUAUCAAGGGACCCACUAGUGACACUAUCCCUGUAGCGAUUGACUCUUCCACGCCCGCAGCUGGUAGCAAAUGUUGUUAGAUGCGCGGAUAGAGUUGCUGUUAUGUUUCGUCACUGUAGCACUCAGGCGGCUGUGUCUGUAGUAUAGUUUCUUUCCUUCGUCCUCUAAACAAGUUAUGCAUAUGUGCACAAGGAUUGGGGUAAGAAACACAAGUCAUGGAGUCCGUUUUGCUAAUGACUUAUAACAAUCUUUGUGUUGGUUUUGUCCACUAGGGUUUGGUGGAUGUCGUAUAAUACCCAUAUCAUUCUAUGAAAUAUUUAAUUUAUGCCGUGCGGCGUGGAUAGCCCA
This is a messenger RNA of Suillus clintonianus, 978 nucleotides long. Its product is annotated as GTPase. The coding region runs from base 84 to 710 and encodes 208 amino acids. NCBI's taxonomy places the organism in Eukaryota, Fungi, Basidiomycota, Agaricomycetes, Boletales, Suillaceae. Gene Ontology annotation, biological process: exocytosis. Gene Ontology annotation, molecular function: GTPase activity; GTP binding. The record is from RefSeq and is a predicted model, not a curated record. The transcript has 7 exons. Gene Ontology annotation, cellular component: recycling endosome.